This is a messenger RNA of Leptopilina boulardi, 1397 nucleotides long. Its product is annotated as glycerophosphodiester phosphodiesterase 1. Gene Ontology annotation, biological process: lipid metabolic process. The transcript is spliced from 5 exons. Gene Ontology annotation, molecular function: phosphoric diester hydrolase activity. The record is from RefSeq and is a predicted model, not a curated record. NCBI's taxonomy places the organism in Eukaryota, Metazoa, Arthropoda, Insecta, Hymenoptera, Figitidae. Bases 42 to 1124 code for a protein of 360 amino acids.
AUUCAAUUGCAAAUAACAUUGAUUUCUUUUGUAUAUUUGUGAUGUGGAGCAUCGUAGAAUUAUUUUUAAAUGGUGCUUUGUUGUGGAUUUUCUUCGAAGUUUCUUGCAUUUUAUUAGUGAAUGCAUUUUAUUUUUCUAUACCGUGGUUUAUUUGGGGCGCAUUAAUUGUUACCGUAUUAUUAUGGUUUUUAAAACUUCCACAAUCCGAUUCAAAUAUUGUCAAAGAAAUAUUUGGCGAUGAUCAUCUUGCUUUCAAGAGGAUUAAUUUAUCUAAUAAUGACAAUCAAGAUAAUAAAAAACAAUACUGCAUGCGUGUUGUUGCACAUCGUGGUGGAGGAUUCGAUUAUCCAGAAAACAGCUUAGCGGCUUUUCGUAAUUGCAAGGAAAAGGGCUGCAAUGUGGUGGAAUUUGAUGUAAUCCUUACGAAAGAUAACAUUCCAAUAAUAUUCCAUGAUGUAACUAUUCAAAGACUAACUGGCCACGUAGGAAUUGUUAAAGAAAUGACAUGGAGUGAACUUAAAGAAUUAGAUAUAACGUACAAUCAUCCUCUUAGAAAUAAAUUUAAUGGGGCAAAAAUUGCAUUGUUUGAUGAGGCAAUUGAGGAGUGUUUAAAAAAUGGUCAACGCAUGUUCAUUGAUAUCAAGGAGAAAGAUUUGGCAAUUGUACAAAUAAUUGUCAAUGCUUUCAAUAAUAAUCCGGAAUUAUUUCGCAAAGCAGUUGUAUCAAGUUUUAAUCCUCUGGUUAUUUAUAUGAUAAGAAAGAAGGAGCCAAGAAUUAUAUCAAGCUUAGCAUGGAGACCACGAAUUUUCUCAACAACGAAUUACAAUGGCUUAGAAGGACCCUCCGUUCGACGUUUUCGUAGUCCAUUUAAAAAUCUCUUUGCUACAAUUCUCGAUAUUCUUCACGAUUGGGCUUUACGUCGUUUUACUUAUUAUAUUUUGGGCAUUUCCGCAAUUUUAUUGCACAAAGAUGUUGUCAAUCCUGACAUAGUACGUUGGUGGCACAAAAGGGGAAUACGUGUAAUUAUAUGGAUUGUUAAUCUACCAUCUGAAAAAGCGCACUAUUCACGAAUUCUCAAAGUACCAUAUCUAACAGAUACUUUACUAUCUGAAGAAAAACUUUAAAAUAAAUUUUGAUAUUUAAAAGUGAAAAUGAUUUAAUAAAUUUGACAUUUUUUAAAUUGUAAUUAUUGUGAAAAAAAAACAAUAAGUAUUGCCUAAAGAAAUUUUAGAUUUUUUUUUUGAAAAAACUACAAAAAUAAUAUAUAUUUUAUAUAUAAAUUGAUGUCACGCUGCAUUAAUCGAAAAAAAAUAAUAAAAAUGCCAAUUUUACAUUAUAAUAAAUUUAUUACGUUUGUGUGUGUAUAUGUAUAAAUUAAAAUAUUGAUUAAGGCUUGA